Molecule: messenger RNA, 369 nt
Organism: Penicillium maclennaniae
Lineage: Eukaryota; Fungi; Ascomycota; Eurotiomycetes; Eurotiales; Aspergillaceae
Product: ubiquinol--cytochrome-c reductase subunit 7
Exons: 4
Coding region: 1-369 (122 amino acids)
Biological process (GO): mitochondrial electron transport, ubiquinol to cytochrome c
Source: RefSeq, a predicted model, not a curated record
AUGUCUGCCCCUUCCAUCACCAACUACAUCGUUAAGCGCCCUUGGCUCAAGCGGGCCAUGACCCCGCUGGCCAACUGGUACACCGACGCCGCCGGCUACAGGAAACUUGGACUCAAGUUCGAUGACUUGAUCCCCGAGGAGUCCGAGGUCGUUCAGAAGGCUAUCAAGCGUCUUCCCGCCAAGGAGGCCUACGACCGUGUCUUCCGUAUCCGCCGCGCAUUCCAGUGCUCUAUCUCCCACACCCUCCUCCCCGCUGCUGAGCAGACCAAGGUUUCCGAGGACGUUGAGUACCUCAGCCCCAUCAUCCGCGAGAUUGAAAAGGAGAACAAGGAGCGUGUCGACCUCGACAACCUCGUCGUCCGCAAGUAA